This is a messenger RNA of Rhineura floridana, 1490 nucleotides long. RefSeq names its product proteasome activator subunit 3 interacting protein 1 (gene PSME3IP1). The transcript has 10 exons. The record is from RefSeq and is a predicted model, not a curated record. Gene Ontology annotation, cellular component: nucleus. The coding region runs from base 387 to 1175 and encodes 262 amino acids. Lineage: Eukaryota; Metazoa; Chordata; Lepidosauria; Squamata; Rhineuridae.
UUGGCGGCGGAAGAGGCGGGGAGGUGGGGGUAAGGAGGCGUGUCAUUGGUGAGGUCCCGGGUUCUGGUUACAAAGGUGGGCUUAGAAGGAAGAGGAGGCUCUGCUGAGGUGGUCCAUGGCGGAGAGAAAACAGGAACUUGUGACAGUUUGCACUCAAGCCAGUUAAGAAGUCAUGUUACAGUUUGAAGUGGAGAGGAAAGACCAUUUGAGAUCCAGAGUACCAAUGUAAAGCAUACCGGACAGGGAGUCUGUAAAGCUCACUUGCAACCGAGCAAGAAGGGGGCCAAGCACACUUCCCUUGGCAGGGAGUUCCUCAUAGGAGGCCAUCAUAAAAAGGUCCUGUCUGUUGUGACCUCCACCUAAUUGACUUUACUGGCUGCUCCACAAUGGAUGGAGAAGGUAGUGCAGACCUUGUGAUUAACAAAAGGUUUGUCUCUGAAGCGGAGAUAGAAGAGCGGCGCAAGCAACGACAGGAAGAAUGGGAGAAGGUUCGGAAACCCGAAGACCCCGAAGAAUGUCCCGAGGAGGUGUACGACCCCCGGUCGCUCUACGAAAGACUCCAGGAACAGAAAGACAAGAAGCAGCAAGAAUUUGAGGAGCAGUUCAAGUUCAAAAAUAUGGUCAGAGGCCUGGAUGAAGAUGAGACCAAGUUCCUUGACGAGGUCUCUCAGCAGCAAGCACUGAUAGAAAAGCAGCGUAGAGAAGAAGAUCUAAAAGAGCUGAAUGAGUACAGAAGCACUUUGUCAAAGGUAGGGGUCAGUGCUGACCCAAAGAAGGAGGCGGAGAAGAAACUGUCAUUGAAAUCGGCAGAAAACAAGAGCAAGUUCUCUCAGGCCAAGCUGUUGGCAGGAGCUGUGAAACACAGAAGUUCAGAAGGUGCCAACAGUGUGAAAAGAUUGAAGCUUGAUCUGGAUCCCGACCAUGACAAGGCUCCAGAAAAGCCCUCUUGCGUUCCUCUGAGCAGCAGCUCCCUGAGCGGCUCUGCCCUCCACUGUCCUUCGGCUGCCGUGUGCAUUGGGAUCCUGCCUGGCCUUGGGGCCUACUCUGGAAGCAGCGACUCUGAGUCCAGCUCAGAUAGUGAAGACUGUGUUCAGUUUGGGAGGGAAUUCAGAUGGGGGAACGUCUCCAAUAAGCUUCCAUCCAGAAACGCAUCGAUUGGAACAAAAAAGACUUGAGGAUUCUGAGGUUCAAGUUACAAGGACAGAAGACCCUGCUGUUAAAAAAAAAAAAGAUUUCAUGAAUGGAAAGAUUAUGCUGGGAUGUUGCAAGUUGGUUUUAUAAAGACACAUUCUUGGGGCAUAGAUGUCUGGCAGGCAUCGGCAUGUGGGUUGGCUCUCUGUUUUUAAGUUUUUAAAUCUUGUUUUUAUUGUAAUAACUGAGAAACAGGGAGAGAGCAAAAUCGAGCAGAUGGUAAGAUAUGGAUUGCCAUGACACUGUAACAAAGUUUUAGUGUUGCAUCUGAAUAAAGAAAUCCUGAAUGCAUUUUUUUA